GUUUCUCAUCUCAUCCCUAAAGGCUAAACCCAUGAGCAGUAAAACCCCAUAAACUCAAAAGCUUUGAUCUUUGCAACCAGAAAUGGCCAUAACAGCAAAAGCUCUCUCCACAUCUCUACCAAGAUGCCUCUUUUUACACCGCCACUUUCGCUUCUCCCUUCCAUUACACGUUCACCGCCCUCCUCUCCACAAAUUCCGCUCCCUUUGCACCGCCGCCGUUGAAGAGGCCGAAUCACUGCAGCCCUUGAAGCAUUCCAUUCUCCUUGAAAGACUCAGGCAGCGCCACCUCAAGGAAUCCCCCCAGCCUCCUAAAUUGAGGCAUGCUGGUGCCGAAAUUGAGGGUUCGAGGAGGAAGAAGGGCGCUGCGCCGGAGACGGCGUCGACUUUUCAGGAGCUGGGUUUGAGCGAGGAAGUGAUGGGGGCAUUGGGGGAAAUGGGGAUUACGGACCCUACAGAGAUUCAGCGUAUUGGGAUUCCGGCUGUCCUCCAUGGGAAGAGCGUGGUUUUGGGGUCUCAUACUGGUUCUGGCAAGACUCUGGCUUACCUUCUCCCUCUUGUUCAGUUGCUGAGAAGGGAUGAGGAUUUGCACGGUAUGCUGAUGAAGCCCAGACGCCCACGGGCUGUUGUUCUGUGCCCAACGAGGGAGCUGUGUGAGCAGGUGUUCCGUGUUUCCAAGUCCAUUAGCCACCAUGCACGAUUCAGAUCAACCAUGGUAAGUGGUGGUGGGCGUUUAAAGCCUCAAGAAGAUUCCUUGAACAGCCCCAUUGACAUGGUUGUGGGGACCCCUGGCCGGGUUUUGCAACAUAUAGAGGAAGGAAAUUUGGUUUAUGGGGACAUCAGAUAUGUGGUGUUGGAUGAAGCUGACACCAUGUUUGAUCGUGGAUUUGGCCCUGACAUCCGAAAAUUUCUUGCUCCACUGAGGAGUCGUGCAUCUAAGCUGGAUGGUCUAGGUUUUCAAACAGUAUUAGUAACUGCAACAAUGACAACGGCAGUGCAAAAGCUGGUUGAUGAGGAAUUCCAGGGAAUUGCUCAUCUACGUACCUCUUCACUCCAUAAGAAGAUUGCUUCUGCUCGUCAUGAUUUCGUCAAACUCUCAGGUUCCGAGAAUAAACUGGAAGCCUUAUUACAGGUUCUAGAGCCAAGUUUAGCAAAAGGAAACAGAGUGAUGGUUUUCUGCAAUACAUUGAGCUCCAGUCGAGCUGUGGAUCACUUUUUAUCUGAAAACCAAAUCUCUACGGUCAAUUACCAUGGAGAGGUUCCUGCUGAACAAAGGGUUGAGAAUCUGGAAAAGUUUAAGAGCAAUGAUGGAGAUUGCCCCACUUUAGUCUGUACAGAUCUGGCUGCUAGGGGUUUGGACUUGGAUGUCGACCAUGUUAUUAUGUUUGAUUUUCCCUCGAAUUCUAUCGAUUAUCUCCAUCGUACUGGACGAACUGCUCGUAUGGGGGCAAAAGGGAAGGUGACAAGUUUGAUCGCUAGAAAGAAUUUGAUUUUGGCCACCCGCAUUGAGGAAGCAAUAAUGAAAAACGAGAGCUUGGAAUCCCUAUCCGUUGAUAGAAUCAAAAGGGAUCUUGCCAGAUCACACAUAAAUCAGCAGAAGGGACAAAAUGAGAAAAGGGAAAUGACCUCCAGCUUAAAAAGGAAGGCUCAAGCCACCUCAACAAAACCAUCCGAUGCUCGCGGAAAAGCAACAGUCGCCAAGAAAAGCUCUUUUUCUAAAUCUACAAAAGCUCCCAUGAUUUCCAAGCCUAAGAAGAAGGUGGUUAAGGUUGUCAAAACGUCAAAUUCUUCGGGAUCUGGCAACUCAAGAGGUACGUCUUCUGGUGGGAGGAAGCAUUCAGGGGGAAGAAACAAAGGAGGGGCUGGAUCUCAGUCAAAACUAAACGUUGUUGGAUUCAGAGGCCGGAGCAGUGUGAAGGCUGCUUGAUAUCUAAUCUAGCUCUAUCAAAGGAAGAGUAUGGUACUUUUAUCUUGAUGUAUUACAAGUUUCCUUUCAAUUUGUUUCGUAGGUUAGGUUUAUUUUCACUCAAACAGUGUAUCGUCCACUUUUCUGUGGAAAGGCGAUAUGUAUAAAUACACAGUCAAGCCCUUAGGAUAAUGGAACAUUGCCCUUGAGAUAAA
Salvia hispanica is the source of this 2118-nucleotide messenger RNA. RefSeq names its product DEAD-box ATP-dependent RNA helicase 39-like. Lineage: Eukaryota; Viridiplantae; Streptophyta; Magnoliopsida; Lamiales; Lamiaceae. Gene Ontology annotation, molecular function: nucleic acid binding; RNA helicase activity; ATP binding. The record is from RefSeq and is a predicted model, not a curated record.